AAAGCAUCAAAUGACAGCUGAGAAGAAAGAAGAGAUACAUCUUAAGCAUCAAAUGACAGAGAAGAAAGAAGAGAGAAAAAUGGAGAAGAAAGAAAGCCAUGGCGGUUACAAGAAGGGAGGGAUAAGAACAAUGCCCUUCAUCUUCUCAAGUGAGGUUUGUGAGAGGUUGGCCAUGUCAGGUUUUGGUAUUAAUAUGCUUAGCUAUUUGACACAACAACUCUACUUGCCACUAACCAAGGCAGCCAACACUCUAACAAACUUUACUGGGACUGCAAGCUUGACACCUUUGCUUGGUGCCUUCAUUGCCGAUUCAUUCGCUGGCCGGUUUUGGACCAUAACAGUGGCUUCCAUUAUUUAUCAAAUAGGAAUGAUAAGCUUGACCAUAUCAGCAGUCCUACCAAAGCUAAGACCACCACCAUGCCAUGGAAAUGAAGUGUGCCAGGAGGCUAAUUCAAGGCAAUUAGCCAUUCUCUGUGUGUCUCUUCUACUUACAGCAAUUGGGUCCGGUGGAAUCCGGCCCUGCGUGGUUGCAUUCGGUGCCGAUCAAUUCGAUGAAACUGAUCCAAAACAAAAGACAAGAACAUGGAAUUUCUUCAAUUGGUACUACUUCUGCAUGAGCUUGUCAUCCCUUGUGGCUGUGACUGUGAUUGUUUAUAUACAAGAAACGAUUGGUUGGGGUUGGGGACUUGGAAUUCCAUCCAUUGCUAUGUUCCUUUCCAUCAUAAUCUUCAUUGUGGCUUAUCCACUAUACCAGCACUUAGAUCCAUCUGGGAGUCCCUUCACUCGCUUGAUACAGGUCAUGGUAGCUGCCUUCAAGAAAAGAAAGUUGACUAUGGUUUCAGAUCCCAAAUUGCUCUAUGAGAAUGAUGAGCUUGAUCUCUCCAUCUCCAUUACUGGAAAGCUUCUUCACUCUGAGCAAUUAAGAUUUUUGGACAAAGCAGCAAUCUUGACAGAGGAGGAGAAAGUGGGAACUUUACAGACACCCAACUUAUGGAGGUUAUGUACAGUCCACAGAGUUGAAGAGUUGAAAUCAAUGAUUCGAAUGGGACCAAUAUGGGCUUCUGGGAUUCUUCUCAUAACAGCCUCUGCACAACAAAACACCUUCUCCCUACAACAAGCUCGAACCAUGGAUCGUCACCUCUCUCAUUCCUUCCAAAUCCCACCAGGUUCCAUGUCUGUCUUUAGCACGAUUUCCAUGCUCACAUCACUAUUCCUUUACGAUCGAAUCAUCAUCCCUAUCGCUAGACGCUUUACAGGUCUCGAUAGAGGAAUCUCAUUCCUCCACCGUAUGGGCAUUGGGUUAGCGAUCUCCAUCUUUGCUACCCUUAUUGCUGGUUUCAUUGAGAUCAAGCGCAAACAUGUAGCUUCUGUUCAUGGCCUCACAGAAGAGCCACACUCAACAAUCCCUAUUUCGUUUUGUUGGCUCAUCCCUCAAUAUGCUCUCCAUGGAAUGGGUGAAGCUUUCAUGUCCAUUGGACACCUUGAAUUCUUAUAUGAUCAGGCACCUGAGAGCAUGAGGAGCAUGGCUACUGCACUGCAUUGGACCGCGAUUUCGUUAGGAAAUUAUACUAGUACAAUGCUUGUGACGCUGGUACAUGCAAUUACUAAGGGGAGUUGGCUUCAGGACAAUCUAAACAAGGGGAAGUUAGAGUACUUCUACUGGUUGAUCACAUUGUUGCAGGUUUUGAAUCUCAUAUACUACAUGUUCUGUGCCAAGUUCUAUUCAUGGAAGUCCAUUCAGCUCCACCAAAAAGGGGUUGAUUCCGAAGCCAAAGUUGAACUUGCCGGUCAUGUUUAG
Messenger RNA from Telopea speciosissima, 1798 nucleotides. Its product is annotated as protein NRT1/ PTR FAMILY 3.1-like. The record is from RefSeq and is a predicted model, not a curated record. The transcript is spliced from 5 exons. The coding region runs from base 11 to 1798 and encodes 595 amino acids. Gene Ontology annotation, cellular component: plasma membrane. Lineage: Eukaryota; Viridiplantae; Streptophyta; Magnoliopsida; Proteales; Proteaceae. Gene Ontology annotation, biological process: transmembrane transport. Gene Ontology annotation, molecular function: transmembrane transporter activity.